AUGAUGAUCCCACGUGUGAAUCUCCAAAUAGACAAUGUUGAUGGCUCAAACCAAAAUAAUGUUAUUGGAACUUCAAGAAAAUUACGAUGUGAAAUCAGAAAUGAGAAUAGUGAUAAUGACACCGAAGAAAAUAUCCCCGAAUACAGGCUGAUCAGUUUGGCUGCCUAUCCAAUUAUGCUGUCUCAAAUAUUCAACACAUGUGUGAGGAAGGUAAUAAUUUGCCCUUUGUGUUUUAUAUCUUAUCCUUCAAAACUGGUUUAAUAUAACAUAUGGUUUAAAUUGUACUCCUGCAAACCCCUUUUAUAUCUAUUCUGCAACAAAAGUUGUAUAUAUUUGUUGUGUAACAUGUAAACAGUAAACAGCAAUAUACAGUACAUACAGUACCGCUCAGAAUUAACCUAACAAAAACCGCGGUUUAACCUCGGUUGAACCUCGGUUUGACCGCGGUGUGACCGCGGUGAUUUAAAGGUUUGACCGAGGUUAUACCGCGGUAAUUUUGAGGUUAAACCGCGGUGACCGUGAGGUUUAACCGAGGUUUGAACGCAACCGAACCGAACCGAUCCGCAAGCUUCGUAUAUACUCGUAAUAGCAUUCGUAAAUAUUCGUGUAUUUCCGAAGGGGUCAUUAUAAAAAUUUCGUAUGUGCUUUAUAAAUAUUGACAUACUUUGUAAACAUUGAGGCAUGGGGAGGCUGUCGCUUUAUGCCAGGGAGCGAAUUGUCUAUACUUUCGACAAAUACUUCAGUUGUUGGAAUAACUAAGAGUUUAAACGAAUGGUAAAGGCAAAUAUGUAGGUCUCUUCUUGUUUAUUACAGUUUAAAUAGAUGUUUUAGAAUAAGUAAGAAUUUGUCGUGCGCAUCAACUUAAAUUAACUUAACUCUUUAAUAUACACAAUAUACUGUCGCGAGUAAGAGUACAUCCACUCGCGCGUAGCGAGUACUCGUUCUGACUCGCUACUCGCGAGUACUUGCAUUUCAUCUCACUCGCAAGCACUCGCCACUCGCAACUUGCGAGUGCUUGCGAGUCAAAAGGCUCAGACAAUUUGUACAAAUAUGAAGCGAAUAAUUCAGCUAAAUGAAAUAAAACUCCAUAGUUAUAUGAAACAUAGUAUGAUAGAUAUUAACGUGUUUAUAAACGACUGCCACAUGGUGGGAAAUAUUUUCUUCGAACACAGUUCGUAAAUGGUCGGACAGUCUUAGAAGCGUUAGCUAUAACUGAGUCUAUAUCAAUCAAAACAAAGCUUUAAAAGCGAAACCGCAAUAAAAAAUGUAAAAAUGACACCAAAAUGCGAAUGAUUGGACGAACAAAUGCCAUAUUUAAAUUUGGGACUAUAUAUUCAAAUAUGGUCCGGUUGUAAGAAUUGGCAUUGAGUUCACUGACGCUGUUUAACAAUAUAAAUAUCGAGUACUCGUCGACGUUGUCUUGUAGUUGCAGUAAGAUUCGAGAAUCAAAUUAGGAGUAAAAACGUAAUACUGUAAAGUGCAAAGUGACAAAAUAUAACUUACAUUGUAUAUACUGCUAGCAUCUGUCUUGAAUCAGGAACCAUUACAAACUCACAGUUUCUCGCUCGUUAUAGCCGUCAAGCGACUUGAUGCGCUGAAUCCAAUUGAAGAUAAUAUAGAUCGAACCCCAUGGAACAACGUAACACGAACAUACUUUAUUUAAAGCAAAAAAAUUCAAUUAUACUAGUAUCAUAUAAUCGACAAAUCCUGCCUAUACUAAUACAAGUAUAGAUUGUUUUGGCAGAUCUCAUGCAUGUAUGGUCAUUAUGAUAUUAAAGAAAGACAUCAGCCAUGAAAUAUUUGCGGAGGCGUAGUGUGCUUUGUUUGUGUUAGAUCUGUGAAUUGAAAUAUUUUAGAGUCUAUAGUGGUCUGAAUGUUUUUGGCACGUGUCAGAAAAAUUUCAGCUGAUCAUGUUUGGUUUUUUCCCCCGUUAACUUGCGUUUCGUGCGGGUUUGAGCUGAGGACAAAUUUACACAAUUUAAUUGCUAAGUUCGUCAAUGGCCCAUAUGCCGCGGUUUCUAAAAAAAACAUCUAUUAUAAUCUGUGUUCAACGAAUAUAUCAAUGUUGCUUGAACUGUGUCAGGCCGAAUUUUUCCCGAAACUCAAAAGGCAAAAGUCUAUUUAAAAAUUGUGUCAAUUUGUAACCGCGUAAUAUUAGGAACUUUUUAUCAUGAUGCGCAUGAAAAUAUGUGUUGUUGGUUUUGACAGCCUAUAAGUAUAAAACUACAAAUACAAAUAUAUUAAUUUUUCAAACAACUGCUUUAUCUUGUCAAAUUUUCUCAGCUAUAGCCUGGCUAUAUAGUAUUGAAGAAUAUGCCAAAAUUUGAUUUCUUCUACUCGGUCAAGAAGCCUAAUUAACUACAACUGCAUGGUUAUGUGAGCAUUUUUUUCUUCAAAAUUGGCACUCACACAGACAGUUCAAGAGUUCAAGCUCAAACCCGUACGAAACGCAAGUUAACGGGGAAAAAACCAAACAUGAUCAGCUGAAAUUUAUCUGACACGUGCCAAAAACAUUCAGACCACUAUAGACUCUAAAAUAUUUCAAUUCACAGAUCUAACACAAACAAAGCACACUAUACGCCUCCGCAAAUAUUUCAUGGCUGAUGUCUUUCUUUAAUAUCAUAAUGACCAUACAUGCAUGAGAUCUGCCAAAACAAUCUAUACUUGUAUUAGUAUAGGCAGGAUUUGUCGAUUAUAUGAUACUAGUAUAAUUGAAUUUUUUUGCUUUAAAUAAAGUAUGUUCGUGUUUCGUUGUUCCAUGGGGUUCAAUCGAUAUUAUCUUCAAUUGGAUUCAGCGCAUCAAGUCGCCUGACGGCUAUAACGAGCGAGAAACUGUGAGUUUGUAAUGGUUCCCGAUUCAAGACAGAUGCUAGCAGUAUAUACAAUGUAAGUUAUAUUUUGUCACUUUGCACUUUACAGUAUUACGUUUUUACUCCUAAUUUGAUUCUCGAAUCUUACUGCAACUACAAGACAGCGUCGACGAGUACUCGAUAUUUAUCAUGUUAAACAGCGUCAGUGAACUCAAUGCCAAUUCUUACAACCGGACCAUAUUUGAAUAUAUAGUCCCAAAUUUAAAUAUGGCAUUUGUUCGUCCAAUCAUUCGCAUUUUGGUGUCAUUUUUACAUUUUUGAUUGCGGUUUCGCUUUUAAAGCUUUGUUUUGAUUGAUAUAGACUCAGUUAUAGUUAACGCUUCUAAGACUGUCCGUCCAUUUACGAACUGUGUUCGAAGAAAAUAUUUCCCACCAUAUGGCAGUCGUUUAUAAACACGUUAAUAUCUAUCAUACUAGGUUUCAUAUAACUAUGGAGUUUUAUUUCAUUUAGCUGAAUUAUUCGCUUCAUAUUUGUACAAAUUGUCUGAGCCUUUUGACUCGCAAGCACUCGCAAUUUGCGAGUGGCGAGUGCUUGCAAGUGAGAUGAGAUGAAAUGCGAGUACUCGCGAGUAGCGAGUCAGAACGAGUACUCGCUAGUACUCGCUACGCACGAGUGGAGGUACCCUUACUCGCGACAGGUACUGUAAUAAAGGCUAAAGGUUAUAACGCGUGUACCUAAAAGGUAAAUAAAAUCUCGGCCUGUUAGGUACACACGCGUUAUAACCUGGAGCCUUCAUUUUAAAACUUUAUUAUAAUUGACAAUCUAGCCUUUAUUAUAAAACUUUAUUAUAAUCGACGAUCUGCUGUAGCCCUUAUUAUAUAAUUGAAGCUGACACCACAGCCUUUAAGCUUUCUCUUAGCUGUUAUAUUAUAGCCCGAGUUAGCAGUUUAUUAGUGAAGACAUUCUAUACCGCGAAUAUUUUACUGCUUUUGGUCGGAAAACCUCGGAAUCAGAAUGCAUAUUAAAACCGCGGUUAGCUUUUUGCCGAUGCGUGGGCUAAACCGCAAAAAAACCGCCCGAUAACCGCCCGAUAACCGCACGUUAACCGCACGUUGACCGCACGUUAACCGCCCGAUAACCGCAGGCUAACCGCAAAACGACCGCAACCGCAGUGUUAGGUUAAUUCUGAGCGGUACUGUAUGCUUGAAACACAAAAACACCGAAUACCACUAAGCUAGUGUCUUUGUAUGAUGAAUAUCAAUACAACCAGCUUAUUAAAGAACCGACUCAAGUAACUAAAUCCAGCAAAUCCCUUAUUGAUCAUAUCAUUACUACAGUGCCACAACGUAUACGAAAAAGUGGUGUCUGUCAUGUCAUCUGUCUAUUAGCGACCAUAACUUAAUAUAUGCAGUGCGCCGUAUGGUGAUGCCACGAGAGCGACCUCGAAUUAUCCAGGCUAGAAACUAUAAAUCUUUUGAUUUAAAUGCUUUUUCGAAGGACCUUGAGAAACUAUCAUGGGCAAUUAUAGAAAGCUUUAGUGAUCGAAAUGACAUGUGGCACACAUGGAAAACGUUGUUUAACAGCGUGUUAGACAACCAUGCACCAGUUAGGACCAAGCGUGUCAGAAACCUGGAUGUGCCCGAUCUUAAAAAAAUGAUGUUUCCUGUGGACUAUCUCAAAAAACGAGCCGCAAAAACUCAGUCUGAUUCUGCUUGGCGUGCGUACUGUACCAUGCGAAAUAGAGUAAACUAUGAAAUAAUAGCAAGCAAAAACAGUUAUUUCUCACAUAACCUUGAGAUUAACAAAGGAAAUUUGAAAGAAAACGUGGAAAUUGUUGAAUAG
Messenger RNA from Paramuricea clavata, 4653 nucleotides. NCBI's taxonomy places the organism in Eukaryota, Metazoa, Cnidaria, Anthozoa, Malacalcyonacea, Plexauridae. The record is from the annotation of a GenBank genome assembly.